Paramuricea clavata is the source of this 642-nucleotide messenger RNA. The record is from the annotation of a GenBank genome assembly. NCBI's taxonomy places the organism in Eukaryota, Metazoa, Cnidaria, Anthozoa, Malacalcyonacea, Plexauridae.
AUGCUUGAUCAACAAGCAGCAGGCUUGAAGUUGUUUGGCGUGUUGGAACUGAUAAAAAAGCACGAGAAUGAAAUGAGACAAGUUUUUACUCACAGUGGCAGCAGCAUCAUCACAGAUGAUCAGAUGAUCGAUCUUCUCAAGCCUAUUUACGAUGAUAACACCCAAAGGAAAGAAAUAGAUAUUAACACAUAUAAAGCUAUGUGUGACUUUGUGCAGGAACUACAUCACAAAGGUUUGUUUUAAGACUAAGUGUUUUCAUAUAGUACUGUAUAUACUGUUCAAAUGCAAUCUUAAUUUGAGUAAUAAAAAUACUUUAAACCCAUGACAAGUAGAAUGUAAGUUAUAUACAUUUGUGUCCAUUUCUUUUCUGUUUAUACCUUGGGAAUACCAGAAUGUGAUUUAGCAGUUGGGGAUUUGCUCAAGUUCAUCACAGGGGUGAGAAAAAUACCCGCAUUGGGUCUCCCCAAACAGAUUGCAAUAUACUUUAUUCAUGGAUGUGAUCAGGUGAAAUGCAAAUGCAGACCCAAGGCAUCUACCUGUGACUUGCAUCUUCGAUUGCCUGUACACUACCAAACUGCUGAGGAUAUGAUUGCAGCAUGGAUGUCUGCUCUGAAAGAGUGCAAAGGAUUUGGGCACCUUUAA